AUGCAAAAUGUGACAAGAUUGUGUCAAACAAAGAACAUUGUGACAGUGAAUGGGAAGUUUCCAGGGCCAAGAAUUAUUGCAAGAGAAGGAGACAGACUUGUUAUUAAGGUUGUUAACAAUGUUCAACACAAUGUCACCAUUCAUUGGCAUGGAGUGAGACAACUAAGAAGUGGAUGGGCAGAUGGACCAGCUUAUAUUACACAAUGCCCAAUUCAGAGAGGGCAAAGUUAUGUGUACAAUUUCACUAUUACUGGUCAAAGAGGAACUUUAUUUUGGCAUGCUCACAUUUCAUGGCUAAGAGUAACACUCUAUGGACCUAUUGUUAUUCUUCCAAAGAAAGGUGUUGCUUAUCCUUUUCCACAACCCUUCAAGGAAGUCCCAAUUCUUUUUGGUGAAUGGUGGAAGGCAGAUACAGAGAAAAUAAUUAAUCAAGCCCUUCAAACAGGAGGACCUCCAAAUAUUUCUGAUGCUUAUACCAUCAAUGGUCUACCUGGACUUCUCUACAAUUGUUCUGCUAAAGAUACAUUCAAAUUGAAGGUGAAACCAGGGAAAACAUAUCUACUAAGAGUAGUCAAUGCUGCACUAAAUGAUGAACUUUUUUUCAGUAUAGCAAAUCAUAACCUUACUGUUGUAGAAGUUGAUGCUGUUUAUGUGAAACCAUUCAACACAAACAUAAUUCUUAUAACACCAGGACAAACCACAAAUAUCCUCUUGAAAACCAAACAUUUUCAUCCUAAUGCCACCUUCCUCAUGUCAGCUCGGCCUUACGCGACUGGUCCUGCUUCCUUUGACAAUUCCACCACCACUGGAAUAUUAGAAUAUCAUCAACACUCUAACAAUACUAAAAAGAGCAACAAAUUUCCUCUGUUGAAACCAAAACUCCCUAUAUUCAAUGACACAACUUUUGCUACAAGUUUUGUCAAGAAAAUCAGAAGCUUAGCCAAUGCGAAGUUUCCAGCCAAUGUACCUAAAAAAGUUGAUAAACAGUUUUUCUUCACUGUUGGAUUAGGAUUGAAUCCGUGUCCUAAGAAUCAAACAUGUCAAGGACCAAAUAACACUAAAUUGGCAGCUUCUGUUAACAAUGUAUCGUUUGUUCAGCCAAAUGUAGCUCUACUUCAAUCACACUAUUUUAACCAAUCUAAAGGAGUUUAUACAACAGAUUUUCCAGUCAAUCCGCCGUUUAAAUUCAAUUACACAGGAAAUCCACCAAACAAUACUUUUGUUACCUCAGGUACAAAAGUUGUGGUGUUGCCUUUUAAUACUAGUGUGGAAUUAGUUAUGCAAGAUACAAGUAUUAUAAGCGCCGAAAGUCAUCCACUUCACCUUCAUGGUUUCAAUUUCUUUGUGGUUGGACAAGGAUUUGGAAAUUAUAAUUCUAGCAAGGAUCCUGCUAAUUUCAACUUUGUUGAUCCUGCUGAAAGAAACACUGUUGGUGUUCCGUCUGGAGGUUGGGUCGCCAUUCGCUUCCUUGCAGACAAUCCAGGAGUAUGGUUCAUGCAUUGUCAUCUUGAAGUACACACAAGUUGGGGCUUGAAAAUGGUCUGGAUGGUAAAUGAUGGAAAAGGUCCUAAGCAGAAGUUACCUCCUCCACCAGCUGAUCUUCCUAAAUGUUGA
Solanum verrucosum is the source of this 1614-nucleotide messenger RNA. RefSeq names its product laccase-17-like. Gene Ontology annotation, biological process: lignin catabolic process. The record is from RefSeq and is a predicted model, not a curated record. Gene Ontology annotation, cellular component: apoplast. The coding region runs from base 1 to 1614 and encodes 537 amino acids. Lineage: Eukaryota; Viridiplantae; Streptophyta; Magnoliopsida; Solanales; Solanaceae. The transcript is spliced from 5 exons. Gene Ontology annotation, molecular function: hydroquinone:oxygen oxidoreductase activity; copper ion binding.